This is a messenger RNA of Camellia sinensis, 320 nucleotides long. The record is from RefSeq and is a predicted model, not a curated record. Lineage: Eukaryota; Viridiplantae; Streptophyta; Magnoliopsida; Ericales; Theaceae.
GGCUGGUGCUCUAAUUAGAGCUCUCCAGCAGCUCUGGUCAUGAAAUGCAAGUAUGUCACCGUGACUUGAAAUUGGAGAACACAUUACUGGAUGGAAGCCCAGCUCCUAGGCUGAAGAUUUGUGAUUUUGGGUAUUCCAAGCAUUCGGUGCUGCAUUCACAACCAAAGUCAACUGUCGGAACCCCUGCAUAUAUAGCCCCGGAAGUUUUACUAAAGAAAGAGUACGAUGGCAAGAUAGCGGAUGUGUGGUCUUGCGGUGUGUUAAAACCUAUCACCUACUUCACCCACUUAAACCUACUCCACUAAACCUAACCCACUACA